Epinephelus lanceolatus (giant grouper) is the source of this 2488-nucleotide messenger RNA. It is a transcript of the gene erlec1, whose product is annotated as endoplasmic reticulum lectin 1. The record is from RefSeq and is a predicted model, not a curated record. Gene Ontology annotation, cellular component: endoplasmic reticulum lumen. Gene Ontology annotation, biological process: retrograde protein transport, ER to cytosol; ERAD pathway; endoplasmic reticulum unfolded protein response. Lineage: Eukaryota; Metazoa; Chordata; Actinopteri; Perciformes; Serranidae.
UGGCAAGUAAACAGUUCACUUCCUGUAAUUUGUGUUGUAUUGACAUCCGUCUCAUACAGACAUAUCCUUCGUCUGUCAAAACCACAUUUGCUCGGACUUUGUAGUAGCUUUUAAUUCAUCAUUCAGGCCGCAGUUAGGGUGAGGUGAGCCGGCUGUUAUCUUACACCAGGAGCGGGCUGAAGGAGCUCGGCAGCCGGACAGGAGACAUGACGGCUGGGCUGCUGGUGGUGAUGGUCGGAGGGCUGCUGGAGGUCUGCAGCGGCGUCUCAGCAAACAGAGGAGGGUACCCGUCCUUUACAGAUGAAAUCCCUUUUAAAAUCAACUGGCCAGGCGCUGAAGUCACGCUGCCAACGUCAGGUGUACUGUACAAGGAAGAUGACUUUGUCAUUAUGACAACAGCAGAGAAGGAGAAGUAUAAAUGUCUCCUGCCUUCUCUGACAUCAGGAGAUGAGGAUGACGAUAAAGAUUACAGUGGGCCCACUCCGGCUGAACUGCUGGAUCCACUAUUCAAACGAAGCAGCUGCUCCUACAGGAUUGAGUCAUACUGGACAUAUGAAGUAUGUCAUGGAAAGCAUAUAAGACAGUAUCAUGAAGAGAAGGAGACUGGCCAGAAGAUUAACGUUCAGGAGUACUUCCUGGGUAAUAUGGCACAGAAGAGCCAGUCAACAGAGACAGAUAAAGUUGAAGAGACAGAAUAAGUUAAAUCAACAGCUGAAACUGAAGUGCCCACUAAGAAUAUAGAAGGCCAGCUGACUCCCUACUUCUCGUUGGAGAUGGGUAACGGGACUCCUUGUGUGCUGAAACAGAACGAGGCUCGCUCCACGUCUGUGCUGUACGUCUGCCAUCCGGAGGCCAAGCAUGAGAUCCUGUCGGUCGCUGAGGUCACUACCUGUGAAUAUGAGGUGGUGGUGUUGACUCCGCUGCUCUGCGCACACCCAAAAUACAGGUUCAAGUCCUCCCCAGUGAACGCCAUCUUCUGCCAGGCUCUGGCUGGCUCCCCUUUGCGGCCUCGUCGGCUCGCCCAGUUGGAUAAGGAGCAAGAGGAGCAGCUUAAACCACCUUUCAGCGCCACCACCGAGACCAGAGAGGAGGAUACGUCACCAGUGAGAGAGGAGGCCUUCACCUCCACUCACAAACCCAUGACUGUGGGAGGACAGUCUCAGGUCACUGUCGGCACCACUCACAUCUCCCGCUUGACGGAUGACCAGCUGAUCAAGGAGUUCCUCAGUGGCUCAUACUGUCUGCAUGGGGGGGUCGGGUGGUGGAAAUAUGAAUUCUGUUAUGGAAAGCAUGUCCAUCAGUACCAUGAGGAUAAAGAGCAAGGAAAGAAUAUUGUGGUGGUCGGGAACUGGAACGCCCUGGAGCACAUGGAGUGGGCCAAGAAGAACGUUGCCAGAUCCUACCAGCUCAAAGAUGAUGGCGUGCAGAAAGUCAAGUUGGUUUCCCACUUCUAUGGCCACGGGGAUGUGUGUGAUCUGACAGGGAAGCCCAGACAGGUCAUUGUCAAGCUCAAAUGUAAGGAGUCUGAGUCUCCCCAUGCUGUCACUGUCUAUAUGCUGGAGCCUCAGACUUGUCAGUACAUCCUCGGGGUUGAGUCUCCGGUCAUAUGCAGGAUUCUUGACACUGCUGAUGAAUAUGGACUUCUGUCAAUCUCCAGCUAAACUGACAAAUAUCAUAUGACAGCAACGGCGCAUGAAGGACAAAGAGAGGACGUACAGAGGAAGGAGCACUUGAAGAGAGAGGACAGUUAUCAUAAAACAGAAGCCUGUUUGAUGGAGGAAGAGAGAUGCCCAUGACACUGUGCUAAAAGCCAAAAUCGAGGUGAAACUUGGUCCCGAGGCUGGACUUGACGUAGCCAGGGAGCAUGGCCUCAGCUCAUGCCCUUAUCUGUGCAAUGGGUAGUGCUACAUCACAGCCUGAUCCAGCAGACUUGCUCAGACUUUGUGAAAACAUGGACGCCUCGCUCCACAAGGCAGUGGAUUUGUUGCCUGUACCCCAUAUCUAUGCUUCACUUUGUGUUGAUUGAUUGCAAGCAAAGGAGUGAUGAAUCAGGGGAUUCAUAAUCAUCAGGAGAAUCACAUCGUUCGUGGUGGUUUUAUUGUCUUUAAAGUUUAUUUUUGUGUUUGAGUGUGUGUGUGAGUGUGGUAUGAAAUGAUUAGCUGCUUGACCCUGGCACUUUGUACUUGUAGAUAUGCAAAAAGCAAGUGUGAAAAUGUUUUAGCAGCUGUGAGAGUGAGUAUCGUGUUAAUUUACAGGAUGAGUGAGUGUAACUUAUGCAUUAGACGGUGCUGUGGAAUAGCAACAGAGGUGAGUGGUUGAUUAAAAUUCCCUGUAAGUUUGUUGGCUGUGCAGAAUGUCUGUGGGUUCCUGUAAGAGGUAUUCUGUGGUUUUAUGAAGAUGCGCACUGGGAGCCUGAUCACUGCUGUAUCACAGGGAUACAAACCAAUGCAUUUGCAGCAAAGAAUAAAAACUGAAAUGUGAAACCUCA